AUGGACAACCGUCCCCGAAGCCCAACGCCUAAUUCCGGUAGCCCAUACAAGAAUACAUAUCCGGUCCUCAGAAGCUCUCUUAGCCAUGAUAUCCUCCCAAGGUCAAGCACUGCCUCCAGGCCCAAGGGACCUAACCACAGCAACGAUCCCGAUGCCGAUUCGGAGCCCGAGCACAACCUGUAUGGUGAGCUAAGCAGGAGUCAGUCUCCCACUCACUAUUCUCCGCGUACUUCAGCGUUCCCAGACGUUGGCAACUCUCGUAACCAGACAGCCUCAGCAUCAGCGAAUACGCAACCUCGUCGAUUCCGUGCUACGGAUUUCGGGUCACCAGUACAAGAAUCAAAGGCAUUUGAACAUAAUAGCAAUUCACUCACCGUAGAAUCUAAUCAACUCCGGGAUCUAAACAGCCGGCUGUUUGAAAUCUACACAGAUCCGAGCACAGACGCGGGCGCAGAUGCAGAAGAACCCGUCAGGGUUUAUCACAAGUUACAGCAGUUACCCCCGGCUCUCGUACAUCGCCGAUGCGGUGAUGAAAAAGGGAAUGACCACUCUGUAACUGUCAACGACAACAAAGACAAAGACGGCAACAAAGAAAACAUUCCUCCCGACACUACCAUACCACUUGAAGGAGGAAGGUCAAGGCUGCGCGGGGACAGAUACCGGCGACCACUGGGGCAGCUGAAUCCAUCUGAUUUCUACCCUGGCGAUAUAAGCACGUGCGCGAACUGCUCGCGCAACAUCAUCGGGGCCGGGGCUGGCAAUUUGCGCAUGAAUGAUGAUGAUGGGGAUGUGUUCUUGGGCGGCCCUGGUGCCGGGUGGGCAAGCGGGGCAAACCGGUGCCAGAUCCGGUGUUUUAGGUGUUGGAAGUGA
Blastomyces dermatitidis ER-3 is the source of this 870-nucleotide messenger RNA. RefSeq lists its product as uncharacterized. The record is from RefSeq and is a predicted model, not a curated record. The transcript is spliced from 2 exons. The coding region runs from base 1 to 870 and encodes 289 amino acids. Lineage: Eukaryota; Fungi; Ascomycota; Eurotiomycetes; Onygenales; Ajellomycetaceae.